ACCAGAGGCCUUCGGGGCCCUCUUCUUUGCUUGGCGGCUGCUGGGGAGGCUGGUGAGAGUGCGCCCUAGAUUAAGCAGGGGAAGCCUCUCCUCGCUGCUCUUAACCGAAACCACGGGCGGGAGCGAAUGACCAGAUCCAACCUGUACUUGUAUCUUACUCUUCUUCAAAAUACUUAUUCUGCUGGUACUGAAGAGGAUGUGUUCCAAGGACAUACUUUGUUGUCAGAAAGUCCAUUAUCAGAGAAGCUUCGUUCCCAGAGGAUUCAUUAUUCAAGGUGAAAAAUUAGAUUAUUUCAAAAGCUGGAGCUGAAUGUAAUGUUAAAUAAUGGCAACAGGUGACUUAAAAAGAAGCUUACGGAACCUAGAACAAGUGCUUCGCUCACUAAAUUAUCCUCAAGAGGUGGAUUGUGUUGGUUUGGUAAAGGGAGAUACAGCAGCAUCUUUGCCCAUCAUUAGCUAUUCCCUUACCUCAUAUUCACCUUAUGUAGCCGAACUUCUGAUGGAAUCCAAUAUAGAGCUCAUAGCGAAGAAUGACUUGCGCUUUAUAGAUACCGUCUAUAAGCUUCUGCGUGAUCAGUUUAAUUAUAAACCAAUCUUGACAAAAAAGCAGUUUCUCCAGUGUGGAUUUGCAGAAUGGAAAAUCCAAAUUAUUUGUGAUAUUUUGAAUUGUGUGAUGAAAAAGCACAAGGAAUUGAGUAGUCUUGAGAAGAUUCCAUCACAACAAAGAAAGAAAAUCAGUUCUGUUAAGUCAGAACCUUCUUCAAGCACUGAGAAAACAUCUACAGAGCCUGUUGGCAUUGACAUCACUGGCAGGUUUAUGACUUCAGGAAAGAAAAAAGCUGUGGUGAUCCGUCACCUGUAUAACGAAGAUGGUGUUAACAUUCCUGAAGAUACAAUAAGUACUGUAACAGAUGUUAGUGAAACAUUUGAUGUGUGUGACUUAAAGACGACUGAAAUAAAGAUUCCUGAAGUAAAGUUCCCUGAAAUCAAGUCUGAACAACAAGAUAUUAAAAUUAAUCCUGAGAUUACUGCACUACAGACUAUGCUUGCUCAAUGCCAAGAAAAGCUUCAGAAACUGACUUUGGUAGAGAGUAGAUUAGACUCUUUGGAAGAAAAAAUGAAAGGAAGAGUGAUGGUAAAUGAAAAAAUGUGGACUAAUCUUCUAAGUCGUGUCACUCUUCUUGAAACAGAAAUGCUUUUGUCUAAAAAGAAUAAUGAAUAUAUAGACUUUAGUGAAACAAAUGAAGACUAUGAAUCUAGUAAUGACAUGGAUAUUCUGAAUCCUGAUAGAAAAAGCAAAGAGGAGAGGCAAACAAGUAUUCCUCUAUCCUCUGGCUAUAGUACAGUGUCAUCAGAUUCAACUCCCAGAACCUCAACUGGUAGUUACUGUGGUUUGAAAGAGAAUUCAGAGGAAACAACAAUCCAGAAAAUGGAAAGGAUGAAAAAAAUGUUUGAAGAAACCGCAGAGUUACUGAAAUGUCCAAAUCACCAAUUAUAGAAUUUUCUGCGUGAACUUCUCUAGGCUUUUGGCUACUGUACAUGUUGUAUAUUUUAAGAAUUCUCUGAAAAUUUUAAUAUACUGCAAUAUUUUUUAUGAAGAAUUUGAAUUCCAUUUGGUAUAUGAGUUUUUUCAAUAUUGAAUAAAUACUUAUUUUUAUGCUGAUUAUA
Callorhinus ursinus (northern fur seal) is the source of this 1668-nucleotide messenger RNA. RefSeq names its product centrosomal protein 44 (gene CEP44). The record is from RefSeq and is a predicted model, not a curated record. Gene Ontology annotation, biological process: centriole replication; centriole-centriole cohesion. Gene Ontology annotation, cellular component: spindle pole; centrosome. NCBI's taxonomy places the organism in Eukaryota, Metazoa, Chordata, Mammalia, Carnivora, Otariidae.